Messenger RNA from Ruditapes philippinarum (Manila clam), 877 nucleotides. Its product is annotated as scavenger receptor class F member 2-like. Lineage: Eukaryota; Metazoa; Mollusca; Bivalvia; Venerida; Veneridae. The record is from RefSeq and is a predicted model, not a curated record. Gene Ontology annotation, molecular function: scavenger receptor activity. Bases 158 to 853 code for a protein of 231 amino acids. The transcript has 2 exons.
CGCAAAUUGAGAUGCGUUGUAUUCAAAUAUCAUGAUUACCUGUCCCUGUUACAAUUAUUUAAUAGUAGCUGGCAGGGAACAAGGCAAAGUGUUCAACUACUGAAUGCGGAUUUGAAAUGACAGCAGAAGAAAAAUUAGUGACAUUAAAGACUAUAAGAUGCAUAUUGCCUAUAUAUUUUUAUUUUCAAUAUUAUGGCUUUCCGGCAAAAAUGUCGUCAGUACUUGUCCAUAUCGCUACUGGGGAAGUGACUGCCAAGAAUUAUGUGAAACUAAUUGUCAAGGAUCAUGUCAUGAGAACACAGGAGCAUGCUCUAGUUGUUACAGUGGUUAUUGGGAUACUCAUUGUCAUAAAGAUUGUCCGGCAAAUUGUAGCUCUAGAUAUUGUGCCAAACAAGAUGGUAGUUGUUAUUCUUGUUCCGAUGGUUCGUAUGGUAAGAUGUGCAACAAUGCGUGUUAUAUAAAAUGUAAGAAAUGUCAUCAAACGACUGGUGCAUGCACUUUAUGUAAUGAUGGUGAAUGGGGAGACACCUGUGAGAAAACAUGUGCUCCGAAUUGCAAAAUAUGUGACAAGUUAACAGGUGAUUGUCGGAUAUGUAAGCCCGGUUAUUGGAACAUUUCUUGUGGCAACAAAUGUUCUGACCUGAAUUGUGAUAUUUGUAGUAUCUCAUCAGGAUCAUGUCAAGUGUGUAAAUCCGGAUUUUGGGGCGAAGACUGUCAGAAAUCAUGUGGGAACUGUACAUCAGAUAAGUGUGGAAGGAGUGAUGGAAGAUGUUAUUCAUGUCAAUCCGGAUUUGCAGGACAAAACUGCUCAAUACUUUGUAAUCUUGGAAAUUGCAGUUUCGUUCUCAUGUAAUGUGAAUUAUCAUAAAUGUUAUGU